CUGCUCCCUUUCUGUUUCCCUUACAAUGCAGGAGUUCCUAGCCAAAGCCAAAGAAGACUUCCUCAAGAGAUGGGAGAACCCCUCCCAGAACACGGCCAGGUUGGAUCAGUUUGAUCGAAUCAAGAUCUUGGGCACAUGCUCAUUUGGGAGGGUGAUGCUGGUGAAAGACAAAGAGACCGGGAAUCACUAUGCCAUGAAGAUCCUGGAUAAACAGAAGGUAGUAAAGCUGAAACAAAUUGAGCACACCCUUAACGAGAAACACAUCCUCCAGAUAAUCCUGACUUUUGAGUAUCUGCACUCGCUGGAUCUCAUCUACCGAAACCUGAAGCCAGAGAAUCUCCUGAUAGACCAGCAGGGCUACAUCAAGGUGACUGAUUUUGGUUUUGCCAAGCAGGUGAAAGACCGGAUCUGGACUCUGUGUGGGGCCCCGGAAUACCUGACUCCCGAGAUCAUCCACAGCAAGCUCGGACCUGAAGGACCUGCUCCAGAACCUGCUGCAGGUGGACCUCACCAAAUGCUUUGGCAACCUCAAGAACGGAGUCAAUAACAUCAAGAACCACGAGUUGUUUGCUACCACUGACUGGAUCGCUGUCUACCAGAGGAAGUUGGAAGCUCCCUUUAUACCAAAGUGCAAAGGUCCCGGCGACACGAGUAACUUCGACUACGAGGAAGAGGCGAUCCAGGUCUCGAUCACUGAGAAGCGCGCCAAGGAGUUUGCGGAGUUCUAGGACCAGUGUCCCC
Molecule: messenger RNA, 741 nt
Organism: Trachemys scripta elegans
Lineage: Eukaryota; Metazoa; Chordata; Testudines; Emydidae
Product: cAMP-dependent protein kinase catalytic subunit alpha-like
Exons: 7
Coding region: 26-547 (173 amino acids)
Biological process (GO): peptidyl-serine phosphorylation
Cellular component (GO): nucleus; cAMP-dependent protein kinase complex
Molecular function (GO): protein kinase A regulatory subunit binding; ATP binding; cAMP-dependent protein kinase activity
Source: RefSeq, a predicted model, not a curated record